UACUGGGAGUUGUCAGGUAUAAAAGGUGAGCCAGAAAGGUGUGAGCAGCCAUAUAGUACAAAGCAAAUUUACCAAGAACACCAAGAUGAAGAUAACCGGGACAGUUCUCCUAUGUGUCUGUUUGACCUUUAUGUUUUUGGGCAUAGAGGGCCAAACCUCAACUGACACACCUACAGCAGUGACCAAUAACAGCUCUACGAGUCAAAGCACUCAGCCUGCAGCGACCACACCUCAAUGGGACUCCACUGCUUCUUACACGACAAACACCACCCAUGCCCAAACUCCUGAAACCACAAGAAUACCAUCUGUCACCACCUCCCACUCUGCAAAUAAUGUCACUUCAUCACACGGGUCUUCAGCGUCCUCUGGGGCUACUCAAAACCCUGGAACCACAGCAUCCACCGCUCGGCCCUCCUCAGAGACUACCAGCAAUAAUGUUACCACAGUCUCAUCUACAACGACAAAAGGAGGAUCUGCUCCUUUGUUUGGGUUCUGCAGUCAGCUGCUGGUGUUUGCUGUCACUAUUCUGAUCUGCUGUGCAUUGGAAUGAAUGUAUGAAAGUACAGAAUCUGUAUUUAAAUCCUUAAAUAUUGUGGAAACAUAUUACAUUAUUAUUACAGCCUCAUAUUAAAUGGCUGCUACUUUAAGGCUGUGAUGUGCUCUGUUUGCACUGAGUCUUUCUCUGCCUUUACACAAAUAUCCACAAGUUAUGUAUGACUUUGUGUUUCAAAUAUUAAUGCUAUGUUUCAUUCAUAAAUACUAAAAGGGAAUAAAGGAAACUAAUGUUUUUUGGCAAAUAAAGUGAAAUGAUGAUAUUUUG
Molecule: messenger RNA, 820 nt
Organism: Oreochromis niloticus (Nile tilapia)
Lineage: Eukaryota; Metazoa; Chordata; Actinopteri; Cichliformes; Cichlidae
Product: salivary glue protein Sgs-3
Exons: 2
Coding region: 86-550 (154 amino acids)
Source: RefSeq, a predicted model, not a curated record